GACGGCUCAGGGCAGCGGCGGCAUGUGAGGGUGACAGCGCGCGCGCCAGGAGCCCGAGAGCGCGGAGCGCGCGUGGGCCAGGUGGACGUCAGCCUGCCGGCGGGGCCGCCGGGCGCUCGGGAUGGACGCAGAAGGCUUGGGUUGGCUUUUGGUCCCGCUGCAGCAGCUGGUUUCCUGGGGGGCAGCUGGGGCCAUGGUCUUCGGAGGGGUGGUGCCGUACAUCCCGCAGUACAGGGACAUCCGGAGGACUCAGAACGCCGAGGGCUUCUCGACCUACGUAUGUCUGGUGCUCCUGGUGGCCAAUAUCUUACGAAUCCUCUUCUGGUUCGGGAGGCGCUUUGAGGCGCCGCUGCUCUGGCAGAGCGUCGUCAUGAUCCUGACCAUGCUGCUGAUGCUGAAGCUCUGCACCGAGGUCCGCGUGGCCAACGAGCUGAACCUGAAACGCCGGGUCUUUGCAGCUGCAGAUAAUAAAGAUGAAGCCAGAGCCCCCCCCAGGCGGUCAUAUCUGGACUUCGACCCCCAGCACUUUUGGCACUGGAACAGCUUUGGGGACUACGUGCAGUGUGUCCUGGCCUUCACCUGUGUGGCGGGCUGUGUCACCUACCUGUCCAUCGACUCGGCCCUUUUCGUGGAGAGCCUGGGCUUCCUGGCCGUGCUGACCGAGGCCAUGCUGGGCAUGCCGCAGCUCUGCCGCAACCACCGCCACCAGUCCACGGAGGGCAUGAGGGCCCGUCUUUCCCCUUGGGUGCAGCUACAAAUCUGGACAGGACGGAUGGAGCAGCUCUGGGUGCUGGAGCAGACGGAUUGACGUUUUGUUUUUUCACAUCUGCCAGCCUGGACUCCAGCACAGCCCCAAGUCCAGAACGGUGUGCUGGGUAGAAAGCUCCGAGAGAAGCCGCUCUGCCUGGUCUGAGGGGCAGGAAGGGCUCUCCUCCAGGACCUGCGGGGCAGACCACCACCCAAGUCCCCGCCUGGCCACCGAGGGCUGCCCACACAGUGCAGAUACGAAUAGCACCGCAGUGGUUUUGAAAACUGAGCUGAAAUUGAGCCGUAGCCCCUGAAAACCACCCAGAACUUGCAGCUUGAACUCAAUUUAACCGCAUCGGUUCCCUGGUAGCACACAAAACACGACGUUCUCCACAGGACUGAAGCAAGACAGUCUCCUUACGGAACGUUAAGAACGUCUAGGAUAUAAACCCAAGUUACUCACCACGAAGAAUAGGAAAAUCUCAGCAACUCUCAAAAGACAAUCAACAGACAACAAAGAAUCGAGAAACAGUCAACUAAGGUGACACAGAUACUGGAAUUACCAGAUUUUCAAGGCACUAGUGUAACUGUGCUCUAAAGGGCAACAGCAGACGCUCUUUAAAUCAAUGCAAAGACGGACCAUCUCAGGAGAGAAAUAAAAGCUGUAAGAAAAGCCAGCUCGAAAUUUUUAACUUGAAAAAUACAGUAGCUAAAUAAAAACUACACUUCAGUAGUUCAGUAGUAGAAUGGUGAUGAUAGAGGACGAAUUAAUGAACUUGAAGAUCAAUGAAAGUCUGAACAACAGAAAAAGUGAAAGUCUGAACAACAGAAAAAAAAUCGGGGGAAAAAAAGAGAAUAGACUCAGGGACAGCACCAUGAAAUCUAACAUUCAUGUCAGGUGAGACCACAGGAGAGGGGAAAGACUGGUGCAGAAAAGAAUGCUGGAGAAAUAACGGCUGAAGACCUCCCAAAUUUGAUGCAAGAUCAACGUACAGAUUUAAGAUAUUCAGCAAGUCCCAAACAUGCAUUACAUCACAAACUGCUAAAAACCAAAGUCAAAUAAAUGUUGAAAGCCAGAGAAAAAGGACUGAUGAUAUAUAAUAACCUGGAUUUUUAAAUGCAGAGUUAGUUAUCAGCUAAUUAAAAGCAAAAGUCUUUAAACGCCAUGUGAGUCAACACGACAAGCCAAGUGAGACGCACUGCGCUGUUCAGAUGGGUGGGCCGGCUGCAGGGUCGACGGGAACCAACCUUCUGCGCCUCCCCGUGCCCUGAGUCGUUCUCCUGAUUAAGGAUCAUGGAAGCCUCCAGACGCUGUGGGUGCAGGUCAGGGGAGCUGUCCACUUCCUGUCCCGGUUCUGCACGGUCGGGCUGACACUCCUGUGGGCAGGGCAGGGGACAUGGACAUCCCUGCACUGGGCCAUGGGCUCCUCGCCUGGUUUUACUCAUAAGAGCUGACCUGGGGUCGGAGGCCGCCCAGCUCUGGGGUGAACCGGGGCCACCUCAGGGGCGCAAAGUGCCCGCCCUGCCUGUGGCACAGAUGGCUUCCAGCCUGGUGUCAUCCUGUCCCUGAGGGUCCUCACCUCCUCCCUGUGACAGGCAGCCCCCCCUCAAGCCGUGGUCUGGUUUAGUGAGCCACGUAGUGUGUGCCUGCUGUGGAAGUGGGUCUCAUUUGAACACUUUAUGCAGGAAAACACGAUGGUGCUCUUGCCCGUUACCUGGCAAGCCAGGCGUUAGAUGCUGUGUGUGGAGAGGUGUGUGCAGACGUGAGCGAUAGAUGACACGGGGCCGCUCUGUGCCACACGGACCGAUCUGACUUUGGGAGUGGCACCGAUGACCAGGAAUGGAAUCGCCUUCAGGCUGUCUUUUGAGUGAGGGGCCUGGCCUGGAGGGGAUUCCCAGGAGAAGCCCGCGUCACCCUGCUUUGCCCGGCAGCCUCUGGUUUCCUGCUCAGCACCCCUGGGUGCAGGUGUGGGGGGCAGAGGGCCGCCCCUCCCAGGCCAGUUCUCAUGCUGCAGGGUCAGCCUGUGGGAUGCGGCAUGAGGAGGUGGCGGUCUUCCCUCUCCCGUCUGAGGCCACAGCACGUCUCCCGAGGGACACACACCUGAUGUGCCUGCAGCCAGGAAGGAUGGGACGUUUGUGAGGCCGUGUGGGCUCGGCCCCUGUGCCAGCCCCUCCCCUGCUCUGGAGAGCUGAAGCUGCUCCUGCCGAAGGGCCUUCCUGUCCUUGCGGCCAUGCACGCGGUGGCUUCAUGGCCAGGACAGGAGGGAUGGGAGGGUGGGCCGAGGCCUGGCAUGGCCCCUGGCCCCUGGACUAUGUCCCCUGGCCCCUGGAUUAGGACCCCUGACCACUGGGUUAUGUCCCCUGACCCCUAGAUUUUGGCCCCUGACCCCUGGAUUAUGUCCCCCGACCCUGGGGUCGUGACCCCUGAUCCAUGGUCUGUGACCCCUGACCACCGUUCAUGUCU
Delphinapterus leucas (beluga whale) is the source of this 3211-nucleotide messenger RNA. It is a transcript of the gene SLC66A2, whose product is annotated as solute carrier family 66 member 2. NCBI's taxonomy places the organism in Eukaryota, Metazoa, Chordata, Mammalia, Artiodactyla, Monodontidae. Gene Ontology annotation, cellular component: trans-Golgi network; endosome. Gene Ontology annotation, biological process: phospholipid translocation; retrograde transport, endosome to Golgi. The record is from RefSeq and is a predicted model, not a curated record.